GGGCCUAUGGGCGCGCGGAGGCGCCGCUUUCCGCCCCUCCCCGCCUGAGGGAGGAAGGGAACGAGGGCGAGAGGGGGGCGGGCUUCUUGCGGAGGCUGAGGAGUGACGCGAGGCCAUGGCGGAGAGCGACUGGGACACGGUGACAGUGCUGCGUAAGAAGGGCCCCAGCGCGGCCCAGGCCAAGUCCAAGCAGGCUGUCCUGGCUGCUCAGCGAAGAGGAGAGGAUGUGGAAACCUCCAAGAAAUGGGCAGCGGGCCAAAACAAGCAGCACUCGAUCACAAAGAACACGGCCAAGCUGGACCGGGAGACAGAGGAGCUGCACCACGACAGGGUCCCCCUGGAGGUGGGCAAAGUGAUCCAGCAGGGCAGGCAGAGCAAGGGGCUCACCCAGAAGGACCUGGCCACGAAAAUCAACGAGAAGCCACAAGUUAUCGCUGACUACGAAUGCGGAAGGGCCAUUCCCAACAACCAGGUGCUGGGAAAGAUUGAGAGAGCCAUCAGCCUUAAGCUUCGCGGGAGGGACAUCGGCAAACCCCUCGAAAAGGGCCCAAAGGGGCAGUGAGGACAAAGCCUCGAAAUCAGUUUGCCCCGACUGAUCUCGCCUGGCCGCCUCCUUCCCCCGGACGGCCAGGAUCUCUUUGUCUUCACACCCGGCCCAGCAAGACGGCAGCAGCCUCGCCCGAGGGGAGCCCUCUAGAGUUUCAGCCCUGCUGCCUAAACAACCAGUGACACACACACACACACACACACAAACAUGCACACACAGUACUCUCUCUCUCACCUGACUCUUUCCUUCCAUUUUAAGAGACGGAGUAUCUAAAACCUAAUAAACGCUGCAUCGGAUUCUGCCUGGGGCAAAAAAAAAAAAAAGUUAAUUAAUACAAAGUGUUUUAUCUUUUGGUGUCUAGAAGCAGCUGGGAUUAGGUCUACGGGAAGAAUCUGUGGGGAAGGGGCACAGUCCGGAGAACUGCGGAGGCAGGGUUGAGCCACUGUGGUGGCUGUUGUCUGUUGGUCCUUCCAGCUGCUUGAAGGAGAUCUCCAAUAAAGCUUGUUAAUCCUUCCA
Molecule: messenger RNA, 1063 nt
Organism: Hemicordylus capensis (graceful crag lizard)
Lineage: Eukaryota; Metazoa; Chordata; Lepidosauria; Squamata; Cordylidae
Gene: EDF1
Product: endothelial differentiation related factor 1
Exons: 5
Coding region: 116-562 (148 amino acids)
Cellular component (GO): nucleus
Molecular function (GO): DNA binding
Source: RefSeq, a predicted model, not a curated record